Messenger RNA from Syzygium oleosum, 629 nucleotides. RefSeq lists its product as uncharacterized. Bases 32 to 367 code for a protein of 111 amino acids. The record is from RefSeq and is a predicted model, not a curated record. The transcript is spliced from 3 exons. Gene Ontology annotation, cellular component: mitochondrion. NCBI's taxonomy places the organism in Eukaryota, Viridiplantae, Streptophyta, Magnoliopsida, Myrtales, Myrtaceae.
UCUCAGCGGGUCGGCUCCGAAGAAGGCGAGCAUGGCGGCUACCUGCGCGAAGACGGGUCUUCGGCUCACCUCUGCUUCUGCUAAAACGCUCUUGACCCGUUCGUCGUCGUCAUCUCCUUCUUCGUCUAGUUUGUCCUCAGCGACGAGUAAGCUCAGAGGUCUUUCUUCUGCAGCGCCAGUCUCCUCCUCCUCGCGUUUCUUCACUGCCCGACGAGUCGGCCUCUCGAGGCUUCCUGUGGAGUUGGGAGGUGCAUUGUCGAUGAUGCCGUUACACAGUGUUACGGCGUCUGCUUUGUUCACCUCGUUGCUGUGUUUGAGCCGUCACAGUUGGGGUUGUCUAUCUGAAGGUUUUACCACACCUCUAUAACAUGGCAGCGUAUUUUUCUUCUUCCGAGUUUCAUCAGGUUCAUGGGGGGCAUUAAGACUGUCGAUUUUGCUUAAAGAUGUUUACUCCUGUCAUUAGUAUCCAGCCUUUUCAGAUUGCAACAGUAAUAACCACAUACUUACCCCGUCAUUACACUUGUUUUGAGCUCUUCUAGGGGAUAACUUAAGAGAAGGGAAAAAGAGCAUGCCAAAAUUAUUUUGCUCGGAGGGUUCGGUUUUUCCAGUAUUAUUUGAUGCUUCCAGAA